AUGAAGCUCCUCGCACUCAUCCCACUCCUUGCAACAGCUGCCUUCGCUUCCACGGACUCUUCUGCCUCCCCUCCAUCAGCAUCAGCCGCCAAUCCAGCAUCCUCAGGCCCAGCAGCCGCUUCCGCGCCACCCACUGAAGACCCAACCCCCGUCGGCGCCCUCUGGACAGCAUCCUGGAACAGUACCACGCUCGCCCCAUAUACGCAAUCCUGCGCCUCGCGCUCAACAUACAAAGGCACGAUCUACAAGCUCGCCCAACUGUACCCCGACCUCGAGACCUUCGCGCCCCAGCUCAAAGUCUUCUACAACAAGCAGCUCUACCCUGGGUCUUGGGACGGUAUCGAUAAGCACGGCAACGACAGGGAGCUGAUCAAGAUGGACAUGACUGACUUGCCGUGGAAGGUGCGGGAGUGGAUUAAGAAGGAGAGUACGCAGCGACAUUAUAGUGUUCAUGAUGACAUUGUGUUCUUUGCGCCGGGAGCCAUUUACCCGAUUCUGCCCUUGUGGGUGGAAGGUGGGGAUGAGGUGGAGUGUAGCGAUGUGUUUGAUGGACUGGAUGCGUAUUCGAAUGAGCCGGCGGAUGGGAAGACGAUUGGGAAAGUCAGCCAUAAGGAGAGUGGUGAAGGUGAGGUCGAGUUUACGGUUGAGGCGUUGCAGGUUAAGCUGCAGGCUGGUGGGGAGAGGAGCGAGCUAUAAGGGC
This is a messenger RNA of Macroventuria anomochaeta, 700 nucleotides long. RefSeq lists its product as uncharacterized. The coding region runs from base 1 to 696 and encodes 231 amino acids. The transcript has 2 exons. The record is from RefSeq and is a predicted model, not a curated record. NCBI's taxonomy places the organism in Eukaryota, Fungi, Ascomycota, Dothideomycetes, Pleosporales, Didymellaceae.